GAAACAUAUCUCAUCCAUUUUUUUUUGUUUUUACAAAUGCUGCAGUAAAGUUUUAAUUUUUUUUGUUUACUCCCUCCCUCUCCACUGGGUUUCUUCAAAUUCAGUUUUUUUUCGGGAUUCGUGCAAGUCGAGUUUACUUGGUUGAAAGUUUUUGGCUUUUGAUUUGAUUUGAAGUUUGUUUGCUGAUUUUGACCACUGGGGUGCUCAGGCUUUGAAAACUAGCUCAAUCUCUCUUGGAUCCUGAAUGGUUUAAUUAUCUCAGUUUGAUCGGUGAACGUAGAGCUUAGCCGCUUAGGAUCCGUUUGGCUUUGUUGUUGGCUCAGAUUAAAGUUUCAAGCUUUUCAUUUCUUUAAGAAUCUGUCCUUUGUAUUUGCACGACUUGGUCUGUGUUUGCUCUCCUGGGGCAUGAACAGAACGGUAGUCUCAGGAGCUGUCGAAUCUAGUUUCUCUUUGACUGAUGCUGUUGGUUCGGAAGCUCUGAAUAUGCAGAGGAGCAGUGGCAUCAAUAAUAAUAAUAUGCGUAUCCCAACAUCACCAAUGUCUUUCUCCCCGAAUAGCAUUAACAUGCCGGGUUCAUUGGUUCUUGAUGGGUCUGCUUCAAUGCAACACUUACCUCAGCAGCAGCAGCACCACUACCAACUACAACAGCAAGCUGGGCAAGGUUCAGUUCCAAUGAGGGAGAACAGUUACUCCCAUGUCGAUAAGAAACCCAGAUUAGAAGUGAAGCAAGAGGACAUGUUGCAGCAGCAGAUUUUACAGCAGUUGAUCCAGCGUCAGGACCCUACUGGAAGGAAUCCGCAGUUGCAAGCUUUGCUUCAGCAGCAGAGACUAAGGCAACAUCAGCAGAUUCUUCAAUCCAUGUCACCCUCUCAGAGACUCCACUUUCAGCAACAGCAGCAGCUGAGACAGCAAUUACAGCAACAAGGCACUCAACAGAUCCCUCCUAAUGUACGUCCUUAUGAAGUUGGCGUGUGUGCUCGCAAAUUGAUGAUGUACUUGUAUCACCUGCAGCAACGACCUGCUGAAAAUUGCAUUAUCUAUUGGAGGAAAUUUGUGGCAGAAUACUUUUCACCUCGUGCAAAGCAAAGGUUGUGCUUGUCACAGUACGAAAGUGCUGGGCACCAUGCCCUUGGCAUGUUUCCACAAGCUGCUCCGGAUAUGUGGCAGUGUGAUCUUUGCGGCACCAAGUCUGGAAAGGGAUUUGAGGCAACCUUCGAUGUGCUUGCCAGACUUAUUGAGAUUAAAUUUGCGAGUGGCAUCAUUGAUGAGCUCUUAUAUCUGGACCACCCACGAGAAAACAGAUUUUCCAAUGGACUGAUGAUGUUAGAAUAUAGAAAAGCAGUUCAGGAAACUGUACACGAGCAAUUUCGUGUUGUCCGUGAGGGCCAUCUUCGCAUCAUAUUCUCUCAAGAUCUGAAGAUACUGUCUUGGGAGUUUUGUGCUCGGCGUCAUGAAGAGCUUCUUCUUCGCAGACUUAUUGCUCCACAGGUGAACCAGUUGCUUCAGGUUGCACAGAAAUGCCAGAGCACGAUUUCAGAGAGUGGUUCAGAGGGAGUUUCUCAGAAAGAUUUACAGUCAAACAGCAACAUGGUCUUGGGAGCAGGACGGCAGCUAGCAAAGUUUAUGGAAUUACAGUCGCUGAAUGAGCUUGGCUAUCCAAAGAGAUAUAUCCGAACUCUACAGAUAUCUGAAGUUGUCAAGAGCAUGAAGGAUCUGAUGAAUUUCACUGGCGAGCACAAAAUUGGCCCUAUUGAGGGGUUGAAACAGCUUCUGGAACAGACGGCAACAGUGAAGCUCCAGAGACAGAAAAUGCAAGAGAUGGAGGAGUUUGGGAGUAGUGGAGCUAUGAGUGGGCCAGCUCAAGCUCAAAUGGCGUUAUCCUCAGGAGCGAUGGGCGGCUCAACUGCCAACAACAACUCCAAUGAUCACCAUCAAAUUGUUGGUCGUGGAGCUAUGAAUGGCUCAUCUCAAGCGGCAACAGAUCUGACCAACUACCAAAGCAUGCUUAUGAGACAAAAUGCUAUGAAUAACCCAAAC
Camelina sativa (false flax) is the source of this 2037-nucleotide messenger RNA. Its product is annotated as putative transcriptional regulator SLK3. Lineage: Eukaryota; Viridiplantae; Streptophyta; Magnoliopsida; Brassicales; Brassicaceae. The record is from RefSeq and is a predicted model, not a curated record.